Molecule: messenger RNA, 1371 nt
Organism: Penicillium brevicompactum
Lineage: Eukaryota; Fungi; Ascomycota; Eurotiomycetes; Eurotiales; Aspergillaceae
Product: glycoside hydrolase family 76 protein
Exons: 3
Coding region: 1-1371 (456 amino acids)
Biological process (GO): carbohydrate catabolic process; fungal-type cell wall biogenesis
Molecular function (GO): mannan endo-1,6-alpha-mannosidase activity
Source: RefSeq, a predicted model, not a curated record
AUGAAGUCUGUGAUUCUUUCUAGGUGGUUGACCGCCCUUUUGGCCUGCCUGAUCGUACAGAAUGUCGUCGCGAUCGAAGUUAACCCUGAUGAUGAGACUUCCCUCCAAGAUGCCGCCAAGACCGUGGCUUCGGCCAUGAUGAAGUUCUACGAAGACCGCGAUUCCAAAGAUAUUCCGGGUAAAAUGGAUGGGACUUGGUGGGAAGGCGGCUCCAUGUUCAUGACUCUCAUUCAAUACUGGUACUUGACAGGCGAUGACCAGUUCAACGAUGCUAUCCAAGAGGGAAUGUACUGGCAGAAGGGCGAGGACGACUUUUUUCCUAGCAACUACUCCCAAUACCUGGGAAACGACGACCAAGUGUUCUGGGGAUUGGCUGCAAUCACCGCCGCAGAAUUGAAUUUCCCCGAAAGAGACGACGAGCCCUCGUGGGUUUCCCUGGCCGAGGGUGUGUUCAACGGACAAAUUCCGCGCUGGGAUAUGACUAGUUGCAAUGGAGGUUUGCGAUGGCAGAUCUGGCCCUACCAAAAUGGAUAUGGAUUGAAGAACGCCAUUUCCAAUGGAGGCUUAUUCCAGCUGUCAGCACGACUGGCGUUAUAUACCAAGAACAGCACCUAUGCCGACUGGGCCGAGAAGAUUUGGGAUUGGAGUGCGUCAACGCCAAUGUUGAGAAAGACUUGGGUGAUUGCCGAUACCACUUCUGUGGCAGCGAAUUGCAAAGAUCAUGGCGAUCACCAGUGGACAUAUAACUAUGCUACGUAUAUUUGUGGCGCGGGCUAUAUGCACAAUUAUACCAAUGGCGAGGAUAGCAAGUGGCUUGAGGGUAUUACAGGACUGCUCAAAACAUCUGAUCAGUUCUUCCCUACAUCCGGAGGAAACCAGAUUAUAUCCGACAUCACCUGCGAGCCAAUCGAGAAGUGUGAUCGCAACCAGAAAACAUUCAAGGCCUAUUUCACUUCUUGGCUCGGAUUUAUGUCGCUCAUUGUGCCAACCGAAACCAUGGCGGACAUGAUGGCAAGAUUCAAGGUAUCUGCUGUCGCUGCCGGUCAGCAAUGCUCUGGUGGAAGUGAUGGGACACAUUGCGGAAUUCGCUGGACGAAGAAGGCAGAGUGGGAUCAGACAACUGGAUUGGAGCAGCAAAUGUCAGUGUUGGGUGUUCUCAACGCCGUGAUGGUCCCACUCAAGGCCCAGGGCCCUUACAACGCCGACAAUGGUGGAAAGUCCGAGAGCAACCCUCAUGGCGGCACCAAUACCCAAGGGUCUGUGGGACCUGAGCCCAUCACCACAGGUGAUAAAGCUGGUGCAGGGAUAUUGACUGCUAUCUUUGUUUUGUUCUGGGGUGGCGCUGUGGCUUGGAUGGUUAAAGGCGCAUAA